CAAAUAUGGAAGGUUCCGCUGCUGGACCUUGGUAAAGAUCGGUAAUUCAGCACUAAGAGCCGGGCAAUGCUAUGGAGGGCGGCGGGAUAUCAGGACGGCUAGCCCGCGAGGGGAGAAAACUUUGUUCACUGCCUUUCCGCUGCCGCUGCUAUCGAACACCAUGGAUUUCGAGGAUACGAACACAGAGAGCAGACUCCCGCCCGGGACGACGCGCUUGGAAGACCUUGUCGGGGACACAGUGUUCCUGAAACCGUCACCGACCUCCGACCCCAACGACCCUUUGAACUGGAGCCCACAUCGCAAAGCCGUACAGACUACGCUGCUGAGCUUCUACACAACUUUCGUGUUCGCAAGCCUCACUGUAGGAAUACCGAAUUGGGAACUCAUGAACGCGGACCUCGGUGUCUCGUACGAUAACCUCAGUAACGGAUUCGCGGUGAACCUGGCUGCAUUGGCUAUCGGGUGCUGGCUGGUCGUGCCGUUGGCGCUGCGGUAUGGACGUCGCCCCGUAUAUCUCGGGACAGCGUUCGUGUUGUUUGCGAGUAAUGUGUGGCAGUCGUGCAUCCAGAGCACUGGGGAAUACUUUGGCUCACAGUUUUUGUGUGGGAUUGCGGGCGCGAUUAAUGAGACACUUUUUCAAGUGACGAUCACGGACCUAUUCUUCGUGCACCAGCGCGGCUCCAUUCAAGGCCUCUACCUCAUUUGCGUAACGAUAGGUAACUACCUUGCCCCCGUGGCAACCGGCUACGUCGGCGCAUCGCAAGGCUGGCGUUGGUCCUACCGCUACUGUGCCAUCUUCAUUGGAAUCAUUGCUCUGCUCAUGACAGUCUUCCUCGAGGAAACAGCAUACGCUCCAGCGCUUGAAGGCCUACCAACCCAGCAACCACUACCACAGACCUCCCACCCGGCUCCCGGGGCAGACACAAAGAAAGACGUGGCCACCGCAACCGACAACGAGCCAGCCGACGUCCCUGACACUUCCGUCCAACCCGCACACACCCGCCGCGCCAUUCCAAUCAACCACUCCAUCCCCCUGAAAUCCCGCCGCCAGCGUCUCGCCCUCAUCACACCCUCCCCGCACCCCGGCCACAGCAUCCGCCAGCACUACGCCCAACCCCUCUCCAUCCUGUUCACACUCCCGGCAAUAACAUUCACUGCCCUACAGUACGGCAUAUCCAUCGCAACGCUCUCGAUCCUCGCCACCACCACCUCCCUCCUCUACCCCCUCCCUCCCUACCACUUCUCGACCAUCGGCAUCGGCAACAUGAACAUCCCGCCCCUGAUCGGCUCCAUCCUAGGCGCGCUGUACGGCGGUCCCCUCGUCGACCGCUUCAUCCUCUUCGCCGCAAAGCGCUGGAACCAAGGCGUCUACGAGCCCGAAAUGCGGCUGUGCAUGUACCCGCUCCCCGCGCUGGCGCUGCCCGCCGGCGUCCUGCUGUACGGGCUCGCGCUCGCGCACGGCAGGAGCUGGGUCGUCAGUGCGGUGGGGGCGGGGCUCGUGGGGUUUGGCGUCGGUGGCGUCGGCGACAUCUCGUUGACGUAUGCCCUCGAUGCCUAUACCGAUGUCAUUGGGGAUGCGUUUGUUGCGGUGGCGGCGGUAAGGAAUUUGCUGGCGAUGGUGCUGGUCUUUGUCCUGCCCAGGUGGUUGCAGGGUAUGGGGACGGGGAGGGCGUUUGGCUUGCUUGGCGGUUUGAUCGCCCUGUUGGUCUUGACGUGUGUGCCGAUGGUGGUUUGGGGGAGGGAGUUGAGGAGGAGGAGCGCGGGGAGGUAUAGAGAUUUUGCUGCUAAGCAGUAUGGUGCGAGGAGAGGGUAAGGGGAUGGAUCGAAUAAGAGCUGAGGUGUGAGUGAGAGUAAGUAGGUAUUCAAGUUUGCGGCCUGACGUCCGGUGUUUAUAUGAAUCAACGUUUCCAAUCGUA
Messenger RNA from Aplosporella prunicola CBS 121167, 1916 nucleotides. RefSeq lists its product as uncharacterized. The record is from RefSeq and is a predicted model, not a curated record. Lineage: Eukaryota; Fungi; Ascomycota; Dothideomycetes; Botryosphaeriales; Aplosporellaceae. Gene Ontology annotation, biological process: transmembrane transport. The transcript is spliced from 4 exons. The coding region runs from base 161 to 1813 and encodes 550 amino acids. Gene Ontology annotation, molecular function: transmembrane transporter activity.